Oreochromis niloticus (Nile tilapia) is the source of this 963-nucleotide messenger RNA. RefSeq names its product vomeronasal type-2 receptor 1. Bases 43 to 942 code for a protein of 299 amino acids. Gene Ontology annotation, cellular component: plasma membrane. Gene Ontology annotation, biological process: G protein-coupled receptor signaling pathway. Lineage: Eukaryota; Metazoa; Chordata; Actinopteri; Cichliformes; Cichlidae. Gene Ontology annotation, molecular function: G protein-coupled receptor activity. The record is from RefSeq and is a predicted model, not a curated record. The transcript has 5 exons.
CAACAGCAAAACACUGUCACAGCUGAUCCGUCUUAGGCAGACAUGCCGGCCGUCACAAACACAGCAAAGUUUUCAGCCUCUUCUCUGUUUCCCUCCUCCUGUCAGUUACAGAGACAAUUUCAUCUAAAUGGCAUGCACAAGAGUGGAGAUGUCAUUCUGGGUGGACUGUUUCAAGUCCACUUUUUUUCAAGUGUUGCUGACCUGUCUUUUACCUCACAGCCACAGCAGCCUACUUGCCAUGGAUUUUAUGAUCUAGGAUUUAGGCAUGCACAAACCAUGGCCUUUGCUAUUGAUGAAAUCAACAGAAGCUCCAACCUGCUACCUAAUGUCACUCUGGGAUAUACUCUUUAUGACAACUGCAUCAACCUUGGAAUUGGAUUCCGUGCCGCAUUGUCAUUAGCUAGUGGUCAAGAGGAGCAUUUUAUAUUAGAUGAUACAUGUGUUGGAAAUACUCCAGUCUUAGGGAUUGUUGGUGAUUCUCCCUCUGCACACUCUAUUGCUAUCUCUAGCAUUUUAGGAUUGUACAGAGUACCUAUGGUGAGUUAUUUUUCAACAUGUUCCUGCCUGAGUGACCGUCAAAAGUAUCCUUCCUUCUUUAGGACGAUCCCAAGUGAUGCAUUCCAGGUACGUGCUAUGAUUCAGAUUCUAAAACAUUUUGGCUGGACUUGGGCAGGUCUGCUCGUCACUGAUGAUGAUUAUGGACUCCAUGCAGCAAGAUCCUUACAAUCUGAGCUCAGUCUGUCUGGUGAAGGAUGCCUGGCUUAUUCCGAGGUUUUGCCCUGGGACAAAGACACAGAUGAACUCAGGAGGAUUGUGAAUGUGAUGAAAACCUCUAGAGCUCGAGUUGUCAUUGUCUUUGCACAUGAGAGUGUCAUGAUAAACCUUAUGGAAGAGGUUUGGAUUCAAAAUUUGGUUAUUGCUGGGUUUGAAGAUACUUUAUAAAACGUGUGUUUGUGUGAAUGG